CUCUCUCUCUCAUCGUUAGUUCCACCCACCAAAUUUUCACUUCGGUCGCUCCCCCUUAUCUCCUCCGCCACAUGGCCACCGUCGCGACAGCUCCGGCCACCGUCGCCAGAGCCCCCCCGCGGGCGGCCGCCGUCUCGUUGGCGCCGGCGACGAGGGCGCGCGUCUCGUUCAGAAGACGGAGCCUCUUCGCGCCGGCCCGCGUCGCCUCCGUUGCUCUCUCCGGCAUUUCUCCUCUCCGGUUCGCCGGUUUCGUGCCCUUCGCCGCCGCCGACGACGUGGGAGCCACCGAAACCGAGGAGGAGGUCGUGGAGCCACAGGUCGAGGGUGAUGCUGAUGGUGCUGUUGUCUCAGAAGAUGGUGCUGCAGCUGAUGAAAUUACUGAUACUGAAGAAAAAGCUGCUUCAGCUGUUUUAAUAUCACUUCAAUCCUAUAAAGAAGCUUUAGCAAGUAACGAUGAAUCAAAGGUUGCUGAAAUUGAAGCUUUCUUAAAAUCCAUUGAGGAUGAGAAAAGCGCUCUUGAAAGUAAGGUGUCACGUUUGUCAGCUGAAUUGUCUGUGGAGCGGGAUCGCAUUCUCAGGAUUAGUGCAGACUUUGAAAAUUUUAGAAGGAGGACUGAGCGAGAACGUCUUUCCCUGGUAACAAAUGCCCAAGGAGAGGUAGUAGAGAAUCUGUUGCCAGUCUUGGAUAAUUUUGAGAGAGCUAAAGCACAGAUUAAAGUGGAGACCGAGGGAGAAGAAAAGAUAAACAAUAGCUAUCAGAACAUAUCUAAGCAGUUUAUAGAAAUUCUUGGCUCACUUGGUGUUGUUCCUGUGGAGACAGUGGGGACUCCUUUUGAUCCACUACUGCAUGAGGCUAUUAUGCGGGAGGAGUCUACAGAAUAUGAAGAAGGCAUCAUCCUUCAAGAAUUUCGCAAGGGGUUUAAACUUGGUGAAAGACUCUUGCGUCCAUCAAUGGUGAAGGUAUCAGCUGGUCCAGGGCCUGCAAAGCCAGAAGCAGCACCAGCUACUGAAGAAGAAUCAAAUGAUGCGGAAGAAGUCCCUGUGGAAGGCAGUGCAGAAACAGAGUCUGGCUAAGUGUUGACAGAUAUAUUUUGUCUUCAAUUUUGACAUGGAGCAGCAAUUGCGAUAAUUUUCUCAGCUUCAACUAUAGGGGUAGCUUUUUGGGAUGCCAACGUCUGAGUAUAAAUGCUGUUGUUGUUCCUUGGUUGUAUUUUUAAUGGAGGAGCUAUACUGGUUUCAAGUAACGGAAGUCACUCAGAAGUCGCCCGAGCAGCAGUUUUCUUAUGCAUGCAAUUAUGAAAUUUUUUGGGUCAGAUCUUCUGUAAUACGACCAGGUAUAAGUUGUUUAGAGAAGGCAAACUCCUUUACUACAAUUUCCCAUUGUCGGGCUGAUAAGGGACGACUGAUCUCUGUUAUAGCUCUUUUUUGGCCAAGUUUUUGAGAGUGCAUCUUUAAACUUGCUCA
Eucalyptus grandis is the source of this 1463-nucleotide messenger RNA. Its product is annotated as protein GrpE. NCBI's taxonomy places the organism in Eukaryota, Viridiplantae, Streptophyta, Magnoliopsida, Myrtales, Myrtaceae. The record is from RefSeq and is a predicted model, not a curated record. Gene Ontology annotation, cellular component: chloroplast. Gene Ontology annotation, biological process: protein folding. The coding region runs from base 72 to 1073 and encodes 333 amino acids. Gene Ontology annotation, molecular function: protein-folding chaperone binding; adenyl-nucleotide exchange factor activity; protein homodimerization activity. The transcript has 3 exons.